Messenger RNA from Saccostrea cuccullata (small rock oyster), 511 nucleotides. RefSeq names its product protein lin-41-like. Gene Ontology annotation, molecular function: protein binding; translation repressor activity; ubiquitin protein ligase activity. The record is from RefSeq and is a predicted model, not a curated record. Bases 50 to 511 code for a protein of 153 amino acids. The transcript has a single exon. Lineage: Eukaryota; Metazoa; Mollusca; Bivalvia; Ostreida; Ostreidae. Gene Ontology annotation, biological process: protein polyubiquitination; proteasome-mediated ubiquitin-dependent protein catabolic process; negative regulation of translation.
GAUACCUUACAAGGUCAGUAGUGCCUCCUCUGGUGACCUCCUGAUUACCAUGGUCAGUGAUGAUAAACAAUCGAAAGUUGUCCGUUACUCUGGUUCCACAGAAAAACAAGCCAUUCAGUUUGAUAGUGAAAGUAAACCCCUGUAUUCAUCUGGUGACCUUAAAUACAUAAGUGAGAACAGGAACCAUGAUAUCUGUGUGGCUGAGUAUGGAGCCUGUGCAGUAGUGGUUGUUAAUGAGGCAGGAAAAUUCCGAUUUAGAUACACUGGUCGUCCCUCUACUACCAAGGGAUCUUUUAAUCCAGUCGGCAUCACAACAGACAGCCCGAGUCGGAUCCUGACAUCAGACAUUAACAAACACCGUAUCCACAUCCUCGAUCAGGAUGGACUGCUCCUCCGUUACAUUGAUAACUGUUAUCUACACAACCCAUGGGGUUUAUGUGUAGACACCAGAGACAACCUCCUUGUAGCUGAGUUAAACAAUGGUAAAGUGAAGAAAAUCAAAUACAUGUAA